This is a messenger RNA of Prunus mume (Japanese apricot), 621 nucleotides long. Its product is annotated as F-box/kelch-repeat protein At3g06240-like. Lineage: Eukaryota; Viridiplantae; Streptophyta; Magnoliopsida; Rosales; Rosaceae. The record is from RefSeq and is a predicted model, not a curated record.
AUGCCGUCAAAAUACUCAUGGGAUAUAGUUGGCUACGCCAAUGGUCUGGUUUGCGUACGCAACUAUACGGAUGGGGGUAUUGCUUUGUGGAACCCGUCAAUUCAAAAGUUGAAGAAGAUUCCCGAACCACACGCCCAGCCGCCAUCACCAGAAUUAGAGUUGCAUAACUAUGGGUUCGGGUACGAUUCAACCAAUGAUGACUAUAAACUAGUGCAGAUUGUGGAAAUGGCUAAUGAGAAUGACAUUUUUGUGAGUCACCAAGUUAGUGUUUAUAGCCUAAAAGCCAACUCAUGGAAAAGGAUCCAGGACAUUCCUUCCAGUGGUUAUGGCUAUCCAGUAGGUUUUUUUGACAUCGUGUUUGUCAAUGGUGCUCUAGGUUGGCUGAUGUGGGUCGAGUUAUUAGAUCCUCAGUGCAUAAUCGUAACCCUUGAUCUUGAGAGUGAGAAAUAUCGGGCGUUUCCCAUCCCAGUGGAUAGGGUUGACAUUAGAGAUCGUUAUACGCCAUACUUAAAGAUCUUGGGAGACUAUCUGUGUAUUUGUCUUAAUCUCUGGUCUGGAUGGGAUUUUUGGAUUAUGAAGGAAUGGAAAGACAGAAUCGUGGAGCCGGCUUUAUUCUAUUGA